Molecule: messenger RNA, 4978 nt
Organism: Drosophila elegans
Lineage: Eukaryota; Metazoa; Arthropoda; Insecta; Diptera; Drosophilidae
Gene: S
Product: protein Star
Source: RefSeq, a predicted model, not a curated record
ACGGAGAAAGAGAAAGAGAACAAAAACAUUUUUCUCGCCGUUCGGACGUGUUUUCGCUGCUCCUCGCUAAAACUACAAAUGGCUGCAUUCGAACUCAAGCUAGAGUUGAUAUAUUAGAGUGAUUGAUUUUGGAGGUUUUGCAAUUACACGUGGACUCGGCGGCGAUAAAUUCCGACACGACGCUUCUCCGCGCAUCGCCGAAAAACGUAACACCGCGAGUGCUACGAACGACCAGGAAAAUUCGGCAGCCCAAACUGAAUACUUCGACCCACACAGCGGGGAAAACUUAAAUAUUUAGCCCAAAAACACACCAAGUGCAGUUGAAAUCGCCAUUGAAUCGCCGAGCGCGUGCAUAUAUACGGGUUCCGUUAAUUCCGUUCCGUUUCUUGUCGCCUUUUUUUCUUGCACACACAGUUUACCACUUUACCUUUGCGUCUCUCGUUCCGUAGUGUGAGUGUGUGCGUGUGUGUGGUGUGCGUGCGCGUGUGUGUUGUUUUUCGUGUGUUCGUUUAACUAAAACACAGGUAGCAAACGAAAAGAAAUAUGAAAAUAUGAAAUCAAGUAAAUAUAAAACAAGUAGCAGCAGCAACAACAACAACACAGCACUCGUAUACCCGUCGUGUUGAUAACUUUGUGCGUCUUUCGCAUUCACAUUUCAUAUAGUAUUAUUUUUCUCUUGGCUUUUUAACGACAACAACAAUAUGAAUGAGAGAGAGCGAGCGCGAAGAUCGUGAUCACCGUAUCGUGAAUGAAUAUUUGUCAGUGUGUGCGAGGCGUGCUCUACGCACACACACACACGUACGUAAACAACAAACACAUACACAAUUACAUUUAAUUUGUGUGUGUGCAGCAUUUAAUAAAUAAUUGUGUGCAAAAUAAAUGUUCCAAAACGAAAUCGGUGAAAAAACGUAAAACAAAAGUGCGAAAAUUCGUCUUCAACUUGGAUCGAUCGGCAGUGAAAGAAAAUAUUGUGUUCUUCUGGAGAUUUGGAGCACCGAGUUAUAAAAGACCUGUUUUUUUUGGAUACGGAACAACUAAAAUUUUCCUCUUUGCCCAAAAAGGAUGCGGCUGCUGUAGGAGGAGGACGAGACCAGACGAGAUCAUAAGCCAGAAGAGUAGCAAUGUCCCAGCAAGUGUUCUCGGCGCAUCCAGCGCUGGCGGUGGAGCAGCUGCAGCUGGCGGAACAGGAGGAGCACCAAACGAGUAGUAAUCAUCACCAGCAGCAGCGAUCGAGCAGGCGGCAUGCCAAGGCCACACCCAAAAAGUUCACCCUGAGCAGAAGCUGUGCGGGAUCGGGAACGCUGAGCGGCAUCCACCAGCAGCCAGCCACGCCAGCCAAUAGUUCAUCAUCAGCCCAACCUGCCAUCAGUUCGGAGUCCAGGAAAACCCUGCCCGUGCGAACAAACUAUGCGGCAGUGGAUGACGAUGAUGACAUCGAAUGCGAGGAUGUGGAUGAGGUGAACUUUGGCCAGCGUGAAAAGCAGGACAAGCAGGAGAAGGAGACUCGGCAAACAACCAAAGACUGUGGCAUUGAUGAAACGGAUCAUGUGCAGCAGCGACACAAACACACAACAACGACAUCAACGACAAGUAGGCUUCAUCACCAAGAUGUAGGCGGAGGAGGAGGAGGAGGAGGUGGUGGUGGUGACCAGAGUGACUUGAGCAGCGUGAUCAGUUCGCCAUCGGUUAGCACAGUAUCCUCGCCCCUUUCCACGCCCACUCGGCUGCCGCAGGCAUUGCAGCAGCAGCUCCACUGUUGCCCGAAAUCCAAAGGUGUGGAAUCCCGGGCGAGAACAUUACCGCAGCUGAAUCAGCAUCCGCACAGGCACCAUCAGCAGCAGCAGCACCAUCAUCACCACCAUCAUCAUCAUCUCACGGCAGCGGGCUGUGCGGGUGGAGGAGGUGGAUCCUCUGGCGGGGCAACUGGAUCAUCUGGAUCAUCCUCCUGCAAAGCCAAGAAGCUCGAUCCCCGACUGAAUCCCUCGCCCUAUCGCCAGCUAUUGCCCAUCGCCCUGUGCCUGCUCUCCUUUGCAACCGUCUUUGCCACACUAAUAGUUUACAUGGACACGACAGAGAUUCGCCAUCAACAGUUUCGGCUGAAUAUGUCGCGCGACUACGAGCUGAAUGGGGUGGCACAAGACGAUCCCGCACUCAUUGCAUUCCUGCGCCAGAUUCACAUGGGCAAGUACCUGGGCAAGGCGUCGCCCAAGGUCGCGGCAGCGGUGGCCACAGUGGGCGUGGGUCCUCCAGCCGCAGCUGCCCCCAAUUCCUUCCCCGCCUCAUCGUUUGGCAGCGGGAACGGAAGCGGUAACAGCAGCGGCAGUGGAGCCGAUCAGCUGGCCCACUAUGUGGCCGAUCUGGUGGGCGGCAAGAUGAACGGAGCGGUGAUCCAGUCGCUGAGCGGUCCGCUGGCCCAUCUGAUCACGGCGCCCUGGCUGAGUGAGCAGCUCAACUGGAUGGGCGUGCUGGUGGAGCCGGAGCCGCGUUGGUACUUCACACUGAGGAAGCAGAACGCCCAGCGGGCGCGCAUGCAGGUGGUGCAUGCCUGCGUCUCGCCCAAUACCUAUCCCAAAGAGAUUACCAUACACAACGAGGAUGUGCGCAUCAAUAGUCUGCACGACGAGGAGACCUCGUGGUUUAAUUCGCGUGUCAAAUGCUUUCCGCUCUACACAAUCAUGCUGGCAUGUGAGCGCACCGAAUACGAUCUGCUCAGUCUGGGCGUACAGGGGCAUGAGCUGGAGAUCUUGCAGACGCUGCCCUUCGACAAAGUGAAAAUCGAUGUGAUAUCGAUACAUUUGCUCGAGGAUCACGAGGACGUGCAUGACUAUGUGCUGGACAUCACCAGAUUUCUGGCGGGCAAGUCGUACAAGCUGCAGCGCAAAAUCGGGCGGAACUACUUCUACCAGCGGCUCAAUGCCAGUGCCAGUCGCACGCGCAAGAAAGAUAUUCUGCUGCUAAAGACGCCCUAGGAUCGAAUACUACGAGGAUCCACUGGGAAAUAUAUUCCCCUAACGACAUCGAAGUGAAGACAAGCGAGAAUAAAAGUAGCUACUGAAAAGAAAUCAACAAAACACUACGCAGCGAAGCGAGAGAUUAACACAAACUCUCAAAACUGAACUCUAUGUUAUAAUGAUAAUUAUUACUAUACACAUACGCUACACUAACGAUAUCGUUUAUAUAUAUACUGUAUACCGAUUAUGAUAUAUUGUACGAGUAGUAUCUUAGUUUUUGUAAAACUCAAAACUCCUUUUCCCUCCCCCUUUCCCCUUCCAACAAAAAAAAAACACAAACAAACAUAUAAAUCACCUUUAUGUUAUUAUUUCCAUUUAUUUUUUGUCGAAAUUGUUUUUUUUUGUGUGCGUGUACACAGAACAAUAUUGUGUUAAAUACUAAACACAAAUUACUAUAUACAUAUAUGCAUAUAACGUAUUAUGAUUUGCUAUAAGCUAUGCUAAAUGAAUGUUAAUCUAAGAGAGAGAAAGCAAACGCCCGCCCGCCCAUUUUCGAUGUAUAAAUUAAAUUGCAAGGGGCGCGGCAAGGAGAAAUUAUUGUAACUGUUCUGCUACUAGAAUAAGGUCGGCUAUCUCCUACAAACUAUCCAACUAUCUAUCUAUGCAAGUUUAUGUUAUAUCGAAUGCUUUAUCUAGUAAUCAAUAAGUAAACAAGGCCUAACGUAAAUUAUUGUUUAAAAUGGCGCCUCGAAACAGCAGCGCAAAACUAAAUACAACAAAUAUUUAAAUUAUAUUAAAUUAUUGAACCAAACCAAGCACAUCCAUACGCAUACACAUACACAUACCCAUACACACCACACCAUUGUACACACACUAGCGCAAGCGAAUAAAUAUAUAGAAAAACUCAUUUGCAAAAUCUGCUUUCAACUCAUCUCAUACUCAUAGUUACAACAUAAGCGAAUCAUUUAAAUUAAAGAUCGAAAGAAUCAGAAUCUAGUAAAAACGAGGCAGCAUUCAAAAAAACGUAUAUUACGAAAAGCAAUUACGAAAAAUACCCCAGAAACACACACACUACUAUACACUCAUGCACAUUUUAUGUACUACAAUGUACUAGUGAAUAAACAAAGUAAAUAAAUGUAUAUGUAGCGCAACGAAAUUAAAUGUAAAACCACUCGUAUUUCAAUUACAUUUUAGUAAUUAUGAUGUAUUAUUAUUUUUUAUGUGCACGCUCAGCUAAAAAUCGGUGACAGUUGUUGCAAGUGCCGCGAACUCGUUGCACCUCGCCCCCUCCCAAAACAAAAUAAAAAAUACUUACACACUUUAAGCCAGAAACAGAUAUUAAAUUGAGAAACGAACCGAACCGAACCGAGCCGAGUAGAGAAUCAGAAUCAGUGCCUUCGACUUAGACUUGAAACGAAAACCAAAAUCUAAGCAUUACUCAAUAUUGAAACGUUGUACAUAGAGAAAGAGAAAGCAUUGAGCAGCAACCGUCACUAGAAAAGAACAUUUGUUGUUACCAUUUGCCGUCUGUUAAACUUGCCUUAUAUCGAUGAUGCGACGACGCGAAGGUGAUGAUGCCCACACACUGUCUUCACACUCAGUUACCACACACUCAAAUCCGUCACAACAAUAUAGAACUGCAGAAGAAACUCAAAAAACUCGACUAAAUCACAAAAAAAAAAAACACAUCACCUUAGUUCUAAGUACAGUGCUAAUUUCUGUUUUUUUAAGCCUAAUUCUAAUUAAUUAGUUGUAUCUUGUGUAAAUUAGCGUUUAAACCAAAUUUUAAGUAGGCUAUUAUUAUGAUAACCAUCUGAUUUGGCCUUGUCCAUAGCACAGACACACACAUACACACCCCGCAUUGCAUCACAACACACCCACAAAAAAAAAAAAGAAAACGAAGCAAAAGGCUAACUCAUGCUAAGCUCGACAUCGAAACUAGAAAUUGUAUUUACAGCGAGCAUAAAACUAAGGAAACAAAAUUUAUAGUUAAUACAUCAAAAAUAAAGAAUCAAAAGCUUAUGAAA